Messenger RNA from Cylindrotheca closterium, 957 nucleotides. The record is from the annotation of a GenBank genome assembly. Lineage: Eukaryota; Bacillariophyta; Bacillariophyceae; Bacillariales; Bacillariaceae.
AUGGAACAAGAGAUUCAAGACUUUUCAGCGGAUCAAACGGAUGCCAAGAGAGUAUUUCAUGGAAGAGGUGGCUGUUAUCCUGGUUGUGAGCACCUUACUCUAGAUUGGUUCCCUCCAGUAUGGCUCUUGACCAGCCACAACAUUCAAUUGUCCAACGAUACCAUUUUCUCCGUCCAUGACAUGCUGCCGGAUAAGACAAAUAUUCCAAAGCCUACCAAUAUGUCCAUCCACAAUGACAAAAUGAACAAGAAUGUUAUAAAUCUGGUAUAUCAGUUUCGCAAUGACACUGGGGCUGAAACAAGAAUCAUUUCGGGAGGGGUACCCAAACCACAUGUUGUGACGGAAAAUGGAAUGAAAUUCCUGGUCGGAAUAGCAUCUGGCAAGAAUAAUGGUAUCUUUUUGGACAUGGCCAAUGGAAGAAAGUGGGUCCAAGAAAAUACCAAAGAUCAGAAUGUACUGAACAUGUUUGCUUAUACCUGUGGCUUUUCCGUGGCGGCACUUGGCGGAGGAGGAGCCGCACAGGUCGUCAACAUUGACAUGGCAGGUGGGCCCAUGAAGAACGGAAAACGAAACCACGAUCUCAAUAAUCUACAGGGGGCACGAUUCUUGACGCACAAUAUUUUCAAGACUUGGGGAAAGUUACGGAAACUUGGUCCCUACGAUACCAUCAUUGUUGACCCUCCUAGUUUUCAGAGGAAUAGUUUUGUUGCCUCUAAGGACUAUUGCAAAAUUCUUCGCCGACUCCCUGACUUUUUGAAAGACAAUGGUAAAGUACUACUCUGCCUCAAUGCUCCAUCGCUUGACUCGACUUGGUUGAAGAAUCAAGUAGAAGGGGAGGCUCCAAGUCUAGAGUUCUUGGAACGCCUACCGAAUCCCGAUUCCUUUCCCGAUGCCGAUCCCGAGAGAUCCUUAAAGGUGCUUUUGUUCCAAAAGAAAUCUUCUACUGAGUGUCAGUAG